CAGGUCUCAAUUCAGUCGAUGUAGCCUAAUGAAUGCGAUGAAAAAUGGGUGCUAUUGUCUGUAGGACUCUGAGUGUGAGACUGGGUGACAUUAUCAUCAUGCCAUCAGCGAAGGUGCUGAAGAGUGCCCAGUACAUUGAAUUGGGCAGUUACAAGUAUUGGCCAGUUCUGGUGCCCAGAGGAAUCCGCCUGUACACUUACGAGCAGGUGCCGGGAUUCCUACGGGAAAAUCCUUAUAUCACUGAUGGCUACAGAGCCUAUUUGACCUCUAGACUGUGCAUUAAAAGCCUUUUCAUUCUGUCCAAUGAGACGGUAAACAUCUGGAGUCAUCUGUUGGGGUUCUUCCUGUUCUUCACACUGGGAGUUUAUGACUUGUUGGCGGUGCUGCCUAUGUUAGGAGCAUCCAGAGAGGACUAUGUCAUCUACUCCAUAGGCCUCUUCUGCUUUCAGGUGUGCAUGCUGUGUUCUGUUGGCUAUCAUCUGUUCUGCUGCCACCGUUCCGAAAAAAACAGCCACCGCUGGAUGGCACUGGAUUAUGCCGGGAUCUCCAUCGGAAUCAUAGGCUAUGUUCCAGGAGUGUUCUACGCAUUCUACUGUAAUAACUACUGGCGGCAGGUGUACCUGGUAACCGUUCUGGCCAUGAUGUUGGCAGUGUUCUUUGCCCAGAUCCACCCUCAUUACUUGACCAAGAAGUGGCAGAAGCUUCGCUCUGUUAUAUUCUGUGCUGUGGCAGGAUAUGGCCUAAUCCCCACCUUUCAUUGGAUCUGGCUCAGUGGGGGUUUCAGCUCAGACAUAGUCCAGGAAGUUGUUCCCAGAGUGCUGAUAAUGUAUGUACUUGCUGUAGCUGCUAUCAUCUUCUACAUGUCCAAAGUUCCAGAGCGUUAUUUCCCAGGUCAGCUGAACUACUUGGGCUCCAGCCAUCAGGUCUGGCACAUAUUGGUGGUGCUCAUGUUCUACUGGUGGCAUCAGUCUGCACAUUUCAUAACCAAUUAUCGUCACUCUCACCCUUGCCCGGACCACCCUAUUCAUUCCUAGAGUUAUGAGAUCGAGGGACACCACUGAGGACUUGUAUAGCUUUUUAAAUUAUCUUUAAGCUUAAACACAUUGGAUUUUGUUUUGUUUUUUUGUCUAUUUUGAAACUUUUAUACAUUUUGUAAAUUGAUGUUUCAGUUUAAAUAUAAAUUAAAGGCACUUGAUGAGGUAAGCAGUUAGGCUUUUAAAAGCACUUUUAAAAAUCAAGGUGAGCACCAUUUCACUGGGUCUGCGUGCAUUUCUACAUUUAUAGAAAUCUACUUGUUGGGUAACAUGCAGGUUAUGUGGGCAAUAAAUCUGUUACAUACUAGUAGUUAAACAUUCAGUAUUAUAUUAUUAUCUGUCUGUUCAAUACUAUUUUGGUGUUUUCUUUUUGUAUUUGCACCUAAA
Messenger RNA from Sinocyclocheilus anshuiensis, 1421 nucleotides. RefSeq names its product progestin and adipoQ receptor family member 3-like. Bases 45 to 1034 code for a protein of 329 amino acids. The record is from RefSeq and is a predicted model, not a curated record. Gene Ontology annotation, molecular function: signaling receptor activity. The transcript has 7 exons. Lineage: Eukaryota; Metazoa; Chordata; Actinopteri; Cypriniformes; Cyprinidae. Gene Ontology annotation, cellular component: membrane.